Sinocyclocheilus grahami is the source of this 1472-nucleotide messenger RNA. Its product is annotated as gap junction alpha-8 protein-like. Lineage: Eukaryota; Metazoa; Chordata; Actinopteri; Cypriniformes; Cyprinidae. The record is from RefSeq and is a predicted model, not a curated record. Gene Ontology annotation, biological process: gap junction-mediated intercellular transport; cell-cell signaling. Gene Ontology annotation, cellular component: connexin complex. The transcript is spliced from 2 exons. Bases 120 to 1298 code for a protein of 392 amino acids. Gene Ontology annotation, molecular function: gap junction channel activity.
CAAGGAUUGGAGGCCAUAGGUGGGAACCAGAGAGCAAAAAGUUAACUUCACACCACAGUGUGCCAAGGGAAGGGGAACACAAAUACUCUGGAGCUCUUACUGUGUGCUGACAGUCAACCAUGGGUGACUGGAGUUUUUUGGGCAACAUCCUCGAGGAAGUAAAUGAGCAUUCGACGGUAAUCGGUAGGGUGUGGCUCACGGUCCUCUUCAUCUUCCGAAUCCUCAUCUUGGGUACGGCUGCGGAGUUCGUGUGGGGCGACGAGCAAUCGGAUUACGUGUGCAACACGCAGCAGCCGGGUUGCGAGAACGUUUGCUACGACGAGGCCUUCCCCAUCUCGCACAUUCGCCUGUGGGUGCUCCAGAUCAUCUUUGUUUCCACACCCUCUUUGGUGUACGUGGGCCAUGCUGUCCACCACGUACACAUGGAGGAGAAGCGCAAGGAACGGGAGGAGGCUGAGCUUAACAGGCAGCAAGAGUUGAACGAGGAGAGGCUACCAAUCGCACCCGAUCAGGGAAGCGUCCGUACGGCCAAGGAGACGAGCACAAAGGGCAGCAAGAAGUUCCGUCUAGAGGGCACUCUCUUGAGGACCUAUAUCUGCCAUAUUAUCUUCAAGACUCUCUUUGAGGUAGGCUUUGUGGUGGGCCAGUACUACUUGUACGGCUUCCGAAUCUUGCCACUCUACAAAUGCAGCCGUUGGCCAUGCCCAAACACGGUUGACUGCUUUGUCUCAAGACCUACCGAGAAAACCGUGUUCAUCAUCUUCAUGUUAGCUGUGGCCUGCGUCUCACUUUUCCUCAACUUUGUGGAAAUCAGCCAUUUGGGCCUGAAAAAGAUCCACUUUGUGUUCCGUAAACCCGUGCGGCCGCAAGUUGAGGGACCAGGAGUGUCCGAGAAGGCCUUGCCUUCCAUAGCGUCCUCCUCCAUCCAGAAAGCCAAAGGUUAUAAGUUGCUGGAGGAGGACAAAGCCAUGUCGCACUUCUUCCCCCUGACUGAGGUACGGGGAAUGGAGGCUGGGCGGCUGCCAGCUCCGUACGAGCCAUUUGAGGAGAAAACGGACGAGGCGAACAAACCUAAGAAAGACGUGUCUAAGGUGUAUGAUGAAACACUGCCCUCCUAUGCCCAGAUGACCGUGAUAGGACCAAGCGCAGCAGCAGGAGUUGUAAGCAGGGAUGAAGAAGAGGACGAGUUGGCCAUCGAAGCAGAUGUGGAAGCCAGCGAGACGAUAGAAGACACGAGACCACUCAGCAGCCUGAGCAAGGCCAGCAGUCGGGCAAGGUCAGAUGACUUGACGGUAUAAAUAAUAUAGAACUGGAUUAGAAGUGCAGCAGUGUAAUUUGUAGUUUUUUGGGAAAGUGUAGAAAGUAAAAAUAAGAGAGAGAGCGAGAAAGAAAGAUGUGCCUUUCAUCAACUGUGGCAACACUUAUAAUACCAGCUCUUUAUUUUGAGGAAGAAACCGAUUUGAAAAAAAUAA